UAUCUGCCAUUUUAAUCCAAGACACAAUUAGUUGACCACAGUCAUAUCAAAUUACAUUAAAAGCAUCAUCUAUAAAAAUACAGGAUUUCCAUCAGUCCUUGGAGAUUUACAUAUCUUCAAAGAUGAGGUGCAUUGUCAGAAAAACAUGUCACAUCAUUUUAGAUGUCAGUCAGCACCUAAAAAGACCCUGCUGUGGAGGGGCCACCUUUGUAACCUACCACUCUGGAAUGUAUUAACCCCGGCUGGAUGUGAGAAAUGCUUGAAGGGGCUGCCUGCAUGGAAAGCAAGUGAGGACCACCAAGGUUUUCUUUCAACUAUGCUGUUUUCUUAAAAAAAAAAGGCAUUUUGUGAUCUAGUUCAUCACAUAGUAUCAGCACAUGACAUAAUAAAAUAUUUAUAUGGCAUCACAGGAAAUUUUCAGCACUGGUACCUUGGUGAAGUGCUUCUUGCAAAGCCUACACCAACUAAAACAUCACUAACUUAAUCCUGGGGCUUAUUCAGGGUUUUCUGAGUUUAAAUUAGUCUUAAAAGCAACUAAGGAUGAUAAAAGGAUGCAAAAUCUUGUCAUGCCAACAUUCCUAGACUCAUUUAAAGCUUUUAAAACUUGUUCUUGAUUUAGCUUAACUCUACAUCAAAUUGGUGUUCACACAGGAGCCUUGACCUAUUUAACCAACACAUUUUAAAAUAAUAUUUCCCAUUUCACAGCUGCCAUUCUAUGGCAAUACUACCUGAAGGUCCAUCUCCCUCAGCAGUUGUGCCUAAGGGUUUCUACCCUGAUUCCAGUAAAUUAAGGCAACCAUUGAAUUUCUAAGAGGUUUCAAUACUACUACAGAAAUAUUCCUUUUUCUAGAACAAUCUCUUCAAAAUAAAAACAAAUUGAAGCACACCUACUACCCCGAUGUUUUUAGCUGCGUAUUACACUACGGAGAAGGAGCCAAAUGUUCCCCUGUCACUCAACUCACUGCUAAAGAUGUAAGUUGCUCUUUUUCCACUGUGGUCUGUAAAAGGAGGGGGUAUCUUUUAUCAGGCCAGAUGCCACUGAGAAAAAACAGAUAAGCUCCCUUUUUGGGAGCCCCUUUUUCAGGCCUGAAAUACCAGCAGUACUCUUGAAAGAGAAAACCAGCAGAAAACAACUUAUACAUUUAAUUAGAUUACAUAAGCGGCUAGACAAUCUGAAAAAAAAAUUAAAAGGGAGCACUGAUAACUGGAGCAAAGGAUGGGAUAGCAGAGGAGGAGAUAGAAUGUGACCUCCUCUAGCACACACAAAGAAAGCAACGAGUAAUUUACUGCCUGGGGAGGGUGAGGGACAGCGAAUUGUAUCCUGUGCCCUAGUGUCUCUGUGAAGUCCGGGAUCAUUAACAGCAUUAAGCUUUUUAGGUCCCAUGAUGUCUUUUGAAGCUAUUUUGCCAGUGCCCCCUAAGAAUCAGGGUUCAUGGGAGGUCUACAUUUAUUUCAACUGUGACAGGCUGCUACAGAAAUGUUAUGUGCCAGGGGGAAAAAAAGAGGCCUACAUGUUACUGUUCUCACUGUCCUUCUGCUUUUCAUCUUGACCCUGACUGCUGGGCUUUAUCUCACUUAACUGUGGAAAAAUAUACCUGAAAAAAUGAAAAACAUGUACCUGCUUCAGUCAGUCCUUCUGCAUGCACAGAAGUGGUGUUUGUGAGCAUACCCAACUCAAUUUAUCUGAGGCAGUAAUAACAGGAAGAGUCUGUCAGCUUCUUAAUUGUUUGCCCAUUUAAAAAAAAAUAUGACUUAUUUGGAGAAAGCACAGCACUGAGUACAGUUCAACACAUGUCAGGGCCCUGACAAGGUGUCAGGAGCUCCUCAGCGGUAAGCACAGCCAGUAUUGCAGCAGUCAUUACAGAUGAUGGAGAUCAUAGCGAGACACCCUGCAGGUGAGAAGGCAGCAGCUGGAAGCAGUCAGGACAGCCCAUACACACGUUAUCAGGCAGUUAAUAGUGUGAGCGCAGCAGAUGACACGGUGGCACCCCCAACCGUGGUGUGAGACGAGCAGCAGCACUUCCUAGACAUGCUUGGGAAAGCUUGGGAGCAUUUCUCCUUGAAAACUGAGCUUGUGCCAGAGCUGAGGCGUGAGAUUCAUGCCCAGGUCAGUGAAAAGCAAACAAACAAAAAACAACAACCAAAAAAACCCAAACAGCAAGAGGAAGAAGGCUCCAGCUGCUGGGCAGAUUUAUAAAUAAAAGUAUUUUAUCCAGUUCAGGGUUGGGGGAGCAUUUUUUUCAUACUUUAUAUAGAACUAUAGAAUCAUAGAAUGUCCUGAAUUGGAAGGGACCCACAAGGAUCAUCGAGUCCAACUCCUGUCCCUGCAUAAGACAACCCCACAGUUCACACCAUGUGUCCGAGGGCGCUGUCCAGUCUCUUCUUGAGUACUGAAAGGCUUCAGGUUUGGGGCCUGUCAGUCGAUCUGCCACUCUAAAAGACAGUGAGGCUCACCACAGUGGCAGACCUUCCUAACGCCCGGCUGAGGGAGGACUGGCCUUAGACCGCAGCGUCUCCGGCCUCGUCAGCACGUCACUCUCCUGCCAACAGAACCCUUCUGGCGUCUGCGGGGAGCCGGUUUCGCUGCAGAAUCCUCCUCCACCUCACAAACGCCGCCACAACGGCCUCGGAAGUGUCGCCCCCCCGGCCACCAACCGCCUCCUGCCCGAUGGCCGCGCGGGGGCGCCACGCGGGGCGUGGUGGGCGGGGGGAGGAGGGCGCGCGUGCGCGAUGACGCGCCGGGACGUGCCCGCUAUAUGAGCUCGGGCCGGCGCUGACUCGGCCCUUUCCGCCUCGCUCCCGCCCGCUCUCGGGUCGCUGCGCAGAGACCCGCGCCGCCGCCGCGCGCCCCCCGCCGCCGCCAUGAUCAUCUACCGGGACUGCAUCAGCCAGGACGAGAUGUUCUCGGACAUCUACAAGAUCCGGGAGGUGGCGAACGGCCUGUGCCUGGAAGUGGAGGGGAAGAUGGUCACCAGGACAGAGGGUCAAAUUGAUGACUCUCUAAUUGGUGGCAAUGCCUCUGCUGAAGGUCCUGAGGGAGAUGGAACAGAAGCCACGGUCAUAACUGGUGUUGAUAUAGUAAUAAACCACCAUCUUCAGGAAACCAGCUUUACAAAAGAAUCCUACAAGAAGUACAUCAAGGACUACAUGAAAGCAAUUAAAGCCAGACUUGAGGAACACAAGCCAGAGAGAGUAAAGCCUUUCAUGACAGGGGCUGCAGAACAAAUCAAACACAUCCUUGCCAACUUCAAAAACUACCAGUUCUUUGUAGGAGAGAACAUGAAUCCAGAUGGUAUGGUGGCUCUCCUGGAUUUCCGUGAGGAUGGUGUGACCCCAUAUAUGAUUUUCUUUAAGGACGGCUUAGAAAUUGAGAAAUGUUAACAAACAGUAUGAUUUUGGAUCACCUGUCUUCAUAGCUGGCUGCUGUUUCUUCUUCAUUGGCACAACACCAGGAAUUGGCAAUGUCUAACAACUGGACUGAUGUCAUCUUGAGCUUUAUUCACUUAUUUUGACCCUGAUUUGGAGUGGAGGCAUUGUUUUAAAAAAAAAAAAUCCAACCAUCUGUCAUGUAGAUUGUCUAAAAUAAAACUCAUUUGAACCCA
Messenger RNA from Columba livia (rock pigeon), 3602 nucleotides. It is a transcript of the gene TPT1, whose product is annotated as tumor protein, translationally-controlled 1. The transcript has 6 exons. Gene Ontology annotation, molecular function: calcium ion binding. Bases 2863 to 3381 code for a protein of 172 amino acids. Lineage: Eukaryota; Metazoa; Chordata; Aves; Columbiformes; Columbidae. Gene Ontology annotation, cellular component: cytoplasm. The record is from RefSeq and is a predicted model, not a curated record.